Symbiodinium natans is the source of this 969-nucleotide messenger RNA. The record is from the annotation of a GenBank genome assembly. Lineage: Eukaryota; Dinophyceae; Suessiales; Symbiodiniaceae.
AUGGGCAGCGGCGGAAGUGUCGAGGUCGAGGCUCCACCAGUUCCACCAGUAAGUAAGAUGCAGAAGCUGCCAGCAAACCGCAAAGCAGAGAAGGAUGAGAAGGAUGAUAAGGCUGAAGCCAAACAAUUGCCGGAGAGGCGCUCGGAUCUAGUGGUCGGGGCAACAGCGGCGAUGCAGAAGCCACCGUCAAACUACAAGCGGUUGCAGGAGGGACGCUCAGAUCCGGCGACACCGAAGAUUCAGAAGCCGGAAGCACGCCAAGAGGGAGCAAAGGCCGAUAUCAGGCGAUUGAUCGACAGGCGCUCAUCUCCACCGGUGGCGACGGCCCAAACCAGCUUGAAAGCUGAGACCGAGCGAUUCGAGAUCAAACGGCUGGCCGAGAGACGCUCAAAUCCCUGGGAGGUGAUACCACAGAAGCUGCAGAAGCCGCAGGCAUCCCGGAAUGUGGAGACGACCGACAACAAUGAGCGACUGCCACAGAGAUGGUGCGUUCCGCCACUUGAGACGAUAGCAAGGAUGCAGAAGCCACAAACAGUCAGCGAGGGCGAGAAGGCCAGUAUCAGGCAAUUUCUGGAGAGAGGCUCAUCCCAGCACCAGCAGCCGAACACCGUCCCGACCCAGAAUAUGCAGAAGCCGACGCAAGCAAGCUUCCGGGGAGAUAACUACGAGAUCAGGCCGUUGCCGGAAAGAUGGUCAGAUGCACCAGGAGAUGCGAUGCCGGACAUGCCGCUGUCGCAGGCAACCUUCAGGAGAGAGAGGGUGAGGCGUUUGCCGGAGAGAUUGUCAGACGCAAGGGUGGACACGAUGCCGAUGCCGGACAUGCCGGACGUGCCGAUGCUGCAAGCCACCUUCAGGGGAGAGAGGGCUGAGAUAAGGCAACUGCGGGAAGAACGCCUGUGGGAAGAGCGUCCUCUGAACGUGAAGCGAAGCUUCAACUUGCGUGCUGUGCGCUGCAACUGCGGUUGUUAA